Molecule: messenger RNA, 4663 nt
Organism: Sphaeramia orbicularis (orbiculate cardinalfish)
Lineage: Eukaryota; Metazoa; Chordata; Actinopteri; Kurtiformes; Apogonidae
Product: DNA repair protein XRCC4-like
Exons: 8
Coding region: 38-1012 (324 amino acids)
Biological process (GO): positive regulation of ligase activity; double-strand break repair via nonhomologous end joining; immunoglobulin V(D)J recombination
Cellular component (GO): DNA ligase IV complex; DNA-dependent protein kinase-DNA ligase 4 complex; nucleus
Molecular function (GO): DNA binding
Source: RefSeq, a predicted model, not a curated record
CGCAGUAGUUAGUCCGUAAGACCGGCUCAUUAAGGGCAUGAGUGGGACGGUCCGACAGAUCACCGUGGCCACUGAUCCAGGCACCCCCUACUUCCUGCGAGUGGACUGGGCUGUAGACCUGGGGGCUGGGUUCACCCUCGCUCUGACUGAUGGUAGCUCUGCGUGGAUUGGAGAAGUUUCAGAGGAUGAUGUGACAAGGGAAGCCAACGACAUGGGCGUCACCAGAGAAAGAUAUGUUAAAGAUCUUGUGCAGGCCCUAACAGGAGGUGAAGAAGGAAGAGGAGCAGGUGACAGGGAGGUGUUUACAUUCCACCUCACUCCUGAUCAUCUCUCAUAUCAAAAAAUCUGCAACAACAUCUCGUCACUUUUGACCAGGUGGAAUGAUUUCACACUGAGUCCCAGUUACACUUUAUCUAUCAAUAAUGAAUCAUUGUCAAUCAUUUCAUCAGAAGAGGUGCACUUGGGUUCGGUGCAGCUUCAGCCAGCUCCAGACCCCCUGGACCUGAACCGGGAGAUGAUUGGCCAGUCCCUGAAGCACAGCGCAGAUCUAGAGUCAGAAAACUGCCAACUAUUGGAGGAGAAUCACAGACUGAAACAGGAACACCAUCGAAUACUUAGAGAGCUGGAGCAGCGGGUUCAGGAUAAGGAGGCGAUGGAGAAGGAGUUGUACGCUCGUUUUGUCAUGGUCAUGAAUGACAAAAAGGCCAAGAUCAGAGCCCUGCAGGAUGCCAUCCGCAAUCUUCAACAGGCUGAUGAUCAGGAGACAGAUGUGCAUAUGACCCAAAGUGAAAAUGAUGCAACUCAGGAUGAAGAUGGCAGUCAGGACAGACGAGAGGACGCCGUUCAGAGCCUCCAUCCCUCUCAGGAACCGACUAUUCUCAUUACAGGUCGUGAUCUGGUGUGUCAUGGUGUCUCUCUGGACCACAGUUUUUCUGAUGAGGAAAACGAGCAACCAAGACGGAAGCAUCGAUUGCUUCAAGCUUCGAGCCCAGAAGAUUCUGAGCUGAAUUAAAAUCACAGGUAACCAGAGCAACCAAAGCAUCAACUUAUUUAAUAUCAUAGUUUAGCUGUUGCUCCAAGACAUUUUAUGGAACCCCGUCUCAACAGUUUAGAUCAUUUAAGUCAAGACAAACCCACAUUAUAUAUUGCAGAUUUCCAAUUAGCUCUUAAGGUAGUGUCAACAUGACACACAAUCCUUUUAGUGUUCUUUAGUUACAGGAUAAACUGUUCCAUGUGGCCUAAAGCAGAGUGAAAUAAUGUCAAACUUAGUGUUUUAUUGCCAUGUGAAAAGGGCAUCUUUUCUCUAAAAUCUCCAAAAAAUGGCUUUUUAGUCACUGCAUUGAGACAAACUUCUGACAAACCACCAAAGUCACAGAUGUGUGGUGCCCUACUUAAAAUCUACCCCUAUCCUUCCCUUUUCUCCUAUUAACAAAUGUUGAAUCAUCAAAACCCACAAAAUGCGUACGCUUUAAAAAAAAACACUCACUUCCCAGAAUUCAAGACUCUCAGUUCUGGCUCCGGCACAAAUGUGCACAGAGAAUUUUUGCUUUUUUCUUAAUUUGUGGGAUGAAUUAAAUCCUGGGGACAUAUUUGAGAUAUCUGUAAAAAAAAAAAAAAAAAAAAAAAAAAUUGCUUCCCAAAAGAACAACAAUCUUGCUUCAUAUUCAUUCGAUGGUGUUCAGGCCAGUUUGUUUUGGAUUUUGACUUUAAGAUGCAUUUCAUGGGUGUGAACAUAUUUAUAAAAUUCAGGAUUAAGAGCUGGGCUCACAAAUGAGUCUGAACAGAUUUAUCUCUGUUAUGUUAAUACUUGGUCUCUUCUGUUUAAAUAUGUGUCCAGCUGGUAACAUACACUGGAUGAAGGUCAUUUCACAUCCAACUGAUUUUCUUUCACUGACGUUAAUAACCAGUCUUCUUACUAUAAGAGUCAAUAAAUAGAUAUAUAAGUAAUUGAAUAAAUCAGCAAAAACAAUGUUAUUAUUCUUGGCAGUUCAUUACCUUCAUUACGUUGCCAAUAAUCACAGAUACUUUUAUGUUCUUAUUGUAUUGCCCCUACUUUCAAUCCAUUAAGCUCAUAAUUUCCUCACUUGGCUUAAAUUUCAGUGUUUGCUGGCAAAUUAACAACUCUGAAAAUUACUACAGUGUGUAGUGUUUCUUGGUUCCAGUAAAUCUGACAGCCAAUGCCCAUGAGCCCCAGUAAAAACACAAACCUUUUCAAGCUUUGUUCACUAAGCAUCACUUUGUGCAACUAUACUGACUGCUUUCCAAACUUAUACAUCAAAGCCGAAGUGUGCUUCAUAUUAAUACAAAGUAUACUUUACCCUGAGCUUUCAGUAUCCAAUGCGCAAAACACUCCAUUUUCCACCAUCUUUGCUUAUCUUUCUUUCUUGUUUCCUCCCUUUUCCUCAACAAAUAGAGACAGAAGGGGCUCAUCAUGAACAAGUCUUAGGCUUUGUGAUAAACAACUGUACAUGAUCCCUAUCCUAAGAGUGUCCUUCACCUUGUUCAACCCUCACGUUGACAUACACACAACCAAAACAAAGACACCCAGACAACAGUAAUCAUGGAGGUGUCCCCAAAUAUGAUGCCAGAUUUUGUCCCAGAUUGUGAAAGCAGUUAGCAGAAAUCCAAAGCACAUUAAUACCAUCUGGUUUUCUUUAACUGUGACAAUUACCUGCCACAGCUUUCUUCAGAGAAUUAUGAUUUUUCUCUCAUCACAAAUAAAAAAAAAACAAUGAUUAAUGACAGAAUCUUUUGCUGAGUGGUCCAAAGUGCGUGCUCCAGUGAGUGCUGCUGAGAGGACCUGGAUGAAAUGCGGUCACAUGAUAACAAGACACUCAACGCCCUCCGGUGCUUCCUCUGGUGUCGCCGCUAAUGACUUAGAGAACAUGGUAGAGAAUCUGAAAGGGAAGUAUGGAAGCAAUUUCUUGAGUCUGACUUCGCCCUGGGUUUGAAAUUGGCCGCGAAGCCCCUGAGUUUUGGAUCAGCUCGAGACCGAAGGAAGAGAAACAACUACUGAGGGACGACGGGCUACACCCAGAAAACAGGGUGUCACCACCAAGGAACCGAAGCUGCUUUGUUGCUGCUUAUUCAUCAUGUCUUGCUGAUGUUUUUCUCCCUCUUUUCAUUUUGAAAAUAAACUACACACCGUCUCUUUCAUUUCCACUUUCUAAACUAGUAUUUUGCCAACGAUAAUUUCACCUCCCCCUUUUUUCUUGUUUUCAUCUGCCCUUUUAUUCUGUAGAUGUUCUGUGGCCCAAACUACCUGAGGGGUGUUUUGCAGAGGGUUAAUAGGGUUGUGUUAAUUCUCACUGUCUACAUCUCUUCACCUCUUCCUUUACCUCUACCACCAACUUUAGGUCCCGAGGUCAUCACAGUGUGUGUCCACUCUGACUGUAAUGAACUUGUGGAGACCCACUGGAAUAAACUGUGGCUCUCUAUUUGACCAUUCCCCCUUUGACUUCUGCAUCUUCCUGCUGACUUUUAUGGUUCUGAUGAUACCUACAUGUCUGCUGAAGACGACGGGUGACCGCUGAGAUAAUCCCGCAACACGCGCUUAGUGCUUUUGUAAUCCCCACAGGAAUGUCACACUCUCUUCUACGCAUUCGAUUAUGAGACAUUUUCCACAAGAUCGUCUGUCUGUUGUAAUGUGCAACAGACGAUAAAGUGUGAAACGUCAAUCAAUAGUUUAAUGUUUCCUUUUUUGUUAUAUAUUUCUGAUUUGUGUUUGUGAUUUUUACAUGACAAACAUUCACAUUCCCACGGAUGUAAAAUAUGCAAAAGUCACUCCAGUCUAACUCUAAUAAAGAUUUUAUGUUGUCCCAUUUGCCCUCUUAGUAUUCUCUAAAUCACAGACCAUUGUCUGAGAUAUUAUGUAAAAUAAUCCUGAGGGCGGCUUAGAAUAUUUUAUCUAUGACAGUUCUGUUCUACAUAAUAGUGUGUGUGUGUAGAAUUAUGUAAUUUAGAGUGUAAAUCUACAUAAGGAUGAUGUGUAGAUUCAAGCCAGGGUCGACAAACUCAGUUUUUCCCAGAAUGAACCUGUUUAGUGUUGGUUUUAUUAUGAGUUUUUAUUUACAAAAGUUAAUCACUUUACUUUCCGCACUCUGUUUUAUCUGUUUAAUUCUUAUUUGUCAUGAUUUGGAGGUUGUUCUUCUGAUUUUCUUAAUGCUGGAAUGAAACAUGAAGUUACAACCCCGUGACCUUCGGACAAAGCUAAGUCUAGCUCAACAUGUAGAUGAAAGGGUUAACAUUAUUUGUGGGAGUGAUGAUGGCUGCGCUAGCCUGAAAUUAAACACUCAGUCACUUGCUUAUCAUCGUCAUUCACUUACUGUGUGCACCUGUAGGAUUCCCAUCGUCCCGGAAAAUCACAGCAGUCUUCCUGUUUCCCGCCUUAGAGUGGCGGUGAAACAGAGUCGCCUUUGUGUUUUGUAAUCUCUCACUGCUCAUUGAUUUAUUCUGUAUUGUCUGAGACAACUUACAGAAGCUGUUUAAGUACUGGGAAAACUUAUUUGCUGAAUUUGAUCAUCAAAUACUGAGUAAUGGUAAUAGUCUCUCGGAUCAUUUGGUUCGUGCUUCUAUUCCUCUGCUAUGUGAAUAAACCAUGUUUGGAUUUGCUAAAUUACUUGUAAUUAUGAUCAGCAGCACAAUAAAAUAUCUGUUUAAACUA